AUGAAGGUCUUAUCCUACUUUCUUGUUCUCACUCUUCUGUUCUCUUCAUUCUCAUCCUUUUCUUUGGCUUUAACUGAUGUUGAGGCAUCCUACAUUGCGCAUAGACAACUUCUAGACCUUUCGCAGAUCAAAGAUGAGUCUACCUAUAACUUAGAUACUAGCUUAACUUUUGAAAACACAAGGCUCAAGAGAGCUUAUAUAGCUCUUCAAGCAUGGAAAAAAGCUAUGUACUCUGACCCCUUUAACACAACUGUAAAUUGGGUUAGUGCAAAUGUGUGUGCCUAUAACGGUAUAUUCUGUUCACCGGCACGCGAUGAUCCCAAAUUGAAAGUUGUUUCUGGUGUUUAUCUUAACCAUGCUGACAUAGCUGGGUAUUUUCCGGUUGAGCUCGGGCUCUUGACGGAUCUCACCUCAUUCCACAUAAACUCUAACCGAUUCUGUGGAAUCAUCCCGGAUAGUUUCUCUAAGCUGCAACAUUUGGAAGAGCUUGAUAUCAACAACAACCGCUUCGUAGGUAAAUUUCCAAAUGUUGUUCUAGAGUUGAAUCACCUUUUUAACUUGGACAUCAGAAAAAAUAAUUUCGAAGGGCCAAUUCCAGCAAAACUCUUUGAAAAGAAUAUUGAUGUUUUGCUCUUAACAAACAACAAUUUCACAUCCAGAAUCCCCGAUGAAUGUGAAAGGAAGUGUGGAAAAAUAUCGCCUCCACCAACACCAUCAAAUAGUUAUAUGCCACCUCCCACAUCCAAGCCACCAACAUCAACUCCGCCAACACCUACAGCCCAAUCAUCCCCACCUUCGACUCCAUCAAAGAGUUAUACUCCACCUCCCACAUCAAAACCACCAACUUCAACUCCACCAACCCCAUCAUCCCAAGCAUCACCUCCUCCGACACCAUUAAAAAGUUAUACCCCACCUCCCACAUCCAAACCACCAACAUCAACUCCGCCAACUCCUUCAUCAAAAGCAUCACCUCCUCUGACACCAUCAAUGAGCUAUACUCCACCUCCCACAUCCAAUCCACAUCCCAUAUCAAAGCCACCAACAACAACUCCGCCAACCCCUUCAUCCCAAGCAUCACCUCCUCCGACACCAUCAACGAGUUACAUUCCACCUCCCACAUCAAAGCCCCCAACAUCAACUCCGCCAACUACUUCAUCUGAAGCAUCACCUCCUCCGACACCAUCAAAUCCACCAGCCCCUUCAUCCCAAUCAUCACCACCUCCAGCGCCAUCAACAAGUUAUACUCCACCUCCUACAUCUAAGCCACCACCAUCAACUCCUCCAACUCCUUCAUCCCAAGCCUCACCUCCUCCAACCCCAUCCAAGAGUUAUACCCCGCCACCUACGUCAACUCCACCAAGCCCUUCAUCUAAAGUAUCGCCUCCACCAAAAGAUGAAAAAACUUUUAUUCCACCUCCCAUUUUCAAGCCACCAACUUCAACUCCACCAAGACCUUCAUCCAAAGUAUCACUUCCACCGGAAGAAGAAAAAACUUAUACUCUACCUCCCAUUUCCAAGCCACCAACGUCAACUCCACCAAGCCCUUCCCAACAACCAUCGCCUCCUCAAGAAUAUAACACUAAUUCUCCACCUCCCAUAUCCAAGCCACCAACAUCAACUCCACCAACCCCUGCUUCCCAAGCAUCACCACCACCCACACCAUCAAAUAGUUAUACUCCACCUACCACAUUGAAGCCACCAACAUCAACGCCGUCAACCCCUACAUCACAAGCAACACCACCUCCUACACCAUCAAGGAGUUAUAAUCCACUUCCCAUAUCAAAGCCACCAACAUCAACUCCCCCAACCCCAACAUCCCAAGCAUCACCUCCUCCGCCACCAUCAACGAGUUAUAUUCCACCUCCCACAUCUAAGCCCCCAACACCAACUCCGCCAACUCCUUCAUCCCAAGCAUCAGCUCCCCCGACACCAUUAAAGACUUAUACACCACCUCCCACAUCAAAACCACCAACAUCAACUCCGCCAACCCCUUCAUCCCAAGCAACACCUCCUCCGACACCAUCAAAGACUUAUACUCCUCCUCCCACUUCUAGUCCACCAAGUCACACGCCAAAGCCAUCUCAUGUCCCGACACCAUCUUUGACACCAGUUUCGGAUCCUCCUAAACAUGCCAAAGUUCCUCCAAGCCCAGCUUCAACACAAACACUAGUUUCGGCUCCUCCUAAACCUGGCAAAGCAUCUCCAGGCCCAACUCCAACAGGAACACCAAUUUCGACUCCUCCUAAACCUGGGAAAGCAUCUCCAAGCCCAACUCCGACUCGAACACCAAUUUCGGAUCCACCUAAACCUGGCAAAGCAUCUCCAAGCCCCACUCCUACUCGAACACCAGUUUCGGCUCCUCCUAAACCUAGCAAAGCAUCUCCUGGCCCAUCUCCAACUCAAACUCCAGUUUUGGAUCCUCCUAAACUUGGCAAAACAUCUCCCAGCCCAGCUCCAACUCGAACACCCAUUUCAUCUCCCCCUAAACCUGUCAAAGAAUCUCAAGGCCCAUCUCCGGCUCGAACACCAAUUCAGCCUCCACAAAAAACUCCUAAGCAAUCUCCUGUCCCAACUCCAACUUUAACACCAGUUUCUACUCCUCCUAAACGAUCACCAGUCCCGGCCCCGACUCUAGCUCUCAAACAAAGUAAUCCACCUCCAAAACCAUCCCCAGUCCUAAAUCCCAUUAAAAUACCAAGUUCUCCCCAGAAACCUCCCAAGCAGUCCCCUGUCCUGGCUCCAACUCCAAAACUAAGUUCUCCACCUCAAAAACCUCCUCAGCCAUCCCCAGUCCCAGCUCCAGCUAAAACACCAAGUUCACCCCAGAAACCUCCUAAGCAAUCUCCAAUCGCGACUCCAACUCACAUACCAGUUUCAGCACCACCUAAUUCGUCUCCAGUCCCGACUCCUACUCGAACACCAAUUUCUCCACCUCAGAAACCUCCUAAGUUAUCUCCAGUCCCGGUUCCAACUCAUACACCAAUUUCAACACCUCCUAAACCGUCUCUAGUCCCAACCCCUGAUAGAACACCAAAUUCUCCACCUCAAAAACCUCCUAAGCCAUCUCCAAUCCCCGCUCCAACUCAAACACCAGUUUCAACUCCUCCUAAACCGUCUCCAGUCCCAACUCCAACUCGAAUACCAAGUUCACCACAGAAGCCUCCUGAGCCAUCUCAAGCCCCAACUCCAAUUUUGACACCAAUUUCUGCGCCUCCUAAACCUACUAAGCUAUCCCCAGUCCCAGCUCCAAAUUCUACACCGGUUUUAGCUCCUCCUAAGCCAUCUCCUGUCCCACCAUCGGUUCAAUCGCAUCCACCGACACCAACUUCUACACCAGUUUCAACUCCUUUUAAACCAUCUCCUGUCCCACCACCAAUUCAAUCACAUACACCAAUUUUAGCUCCUCCUAAGCCAUCUCCUAUCCCACCAUCUGUGCAAUCCCAUCCACCAGCACCAACACCCACACGAUCUUUAACUCCUCCUCCUCUUCACGCGGUCUCUUUACCACCGCCAGGAAACGAUGACUUCAUUCUCCCACCAACCAGCGCUUCCACUGUUGCUCAAAUUCUCGUCGCCGCUGAUGAUUGUACGGUGAAUGGGAUAGACAGAAUCGACGGUGAACUGAGGCCCGUGAGCUUGCAGAUUGGAAAAAGCUCGACUGUGAGCUUGAGGAUUAGGAGAAGCUUAGCUGCGGAGAGAAGUGUGAUAUGGCCGGCGAAUCUGGUGGGUGGUGCAGCGGCGAUGACGGACUGGCGAGGAUGA
Molecule: messenger RNA, 3762 nt
Organism: Cornus florida
Lineage: Eukaryota; Viridiplantae; Streptophyta; Magnoliopsida; Cornales; Cornaceae
Product: proline-rich extensin-like protein EPR1
Exons: 3
Coding region: 1-3762 (1253 amino acids)
Molecular function (GO): protein binding
Source: RefSeq, a predicted model, not a curated record